This is a messenger RNA of Ramularia collo-cygni, 846 nucleotides long. RefSeq lists its product as uncharacterized. Lineage: Eukaryota; Fungi; Ascomycota; Dothideomycetes; Mycosphaerellales; Mycosphaerellaceae. The transcript has 4 exons. Gene Ontology annotation, molecular function: protein binding. The record is from RefSeq and is a predicted model, not a curated record. Bases 1 to 846 code for a protein of 281 amino acids.
AUGGCGGAUACACCCUCUUCUGCCCUCACCGUGGGCAGAGAUUCGCUGUGCGAGAGCAUCAGCAGUCUCUUUGGUUAUUCGCGUUACUCCGACUUCACUGUUCGGUGUGGUGGACGGUCGUGGAAGGUCCACAGGAACAUCCUCUCGUCAAGAUCAGUUUACUUCGCAGCGGUCUGCGCUGGAAUGUUCAAGGAAUCAUCGGAAGCAUGCAUCACGUUGACGGAUGACUCGCCCACCAUUGUGAACGCUAUGCUCCAGUACCUCUACUCUGCCGAAUAUGAUGAUAACGCCAACAAGGAGGAAGACGGCUACCAUCCUUUGAGCUUCAACGUCCUCGUGUAUGCACUCGCGGAUAAGUACCAAAUCCCAGGUCUUGGAGAUCUAGCCCUGGCCAAKUUCGACUUGCUCGCCACUGCCGCCUGGAAUACACCCGAGUUCGCCGAUGCCAUCCACCGUGUCUACACCUCCGCGCUUUCAAGCAAGAGUGCGUUGCGCAUGUGCCUGGUGGACAUCAUCCGUGAGCACUCUACAGUGCUAUUCACAGAAGAGUGUGGGAAGAAGCUUCGGGAAGUGGUCAGUGAGGUCGCGGAGCUUGGUCUGGAGUUGUGUGUGGGUAUGGCCAUGGUGCCCAAGACCACGUUCUCCAAGCYAAUUCCCGUUGGCUGGUACACGUGCAACAACUUCAACUCGUGUGGAAAGUUCAUCAAAUUGUCGGGGCAAUUGACUUCUGUGGGCCAAGACGUGAUCUGCCCGCAUUGCAAAGACACGAACAGAAGCGGCGGUCUCAUUGGCAAGCGCAACGCGGCGGUGGCAAUGCUGAAGGAGAUGGAAGCCUCUGGCAUUUGA